Varroa destructor (honeybee mite) is the source of this 3421-nucleotide messenger RNA. Its product is annotated as transmembrane protein 163b-like. Gene Ontology annotation, cellular component: membrane. Lineage: Eukaryota; Metazoa; Arthropoda; Arachnida; Mesostigmata; Varroidae. Gene Ontology annotation, biological process: monoatomic cation transport; transmembrane transport. The record is from RefSeq and is a predicted model, not a curated record. Gene Ontology annotation, molecular function: monoatomic cation transmembrane transporter activity.
GGUUGAUAAUGCACCGAUGGUGAAGCAUAUGUCAAGCGAUAUGCUUCCAUUUGGAGAAGGCCAAAAAACUAGCACCGUCGAAGUUAUACGACGCAGCUCCGAUCCGCUGGGAAUAGGUCCUUUUGAUCUUACUCAGAAAGGUCUGUUCACGGAUCUAGUCACGGCCCGCUUAACCGCUCGCCGCCUAAUUCUCGGCGUGACUGUUCUUUCGGUCGUCGUUGACGUGGCACUUGCUGCAAUAGGCGUAGCUUUGGCCAGCGAAUGUGCUAGUGCAGCCAUCUACGCAUUUUCGGCGGAAUGCCUGCUGGAUUUGAUCUCUUCGGCUAUCGUAAUUUGGCAGUUCCAGGGCAACACCUUCAACCAUAAGGAGUUUCUGGUAUGCAGCUUGCUCGGAAUACUUUUCAUCGUCUCAGGGAUCGGAGUUGUUAUCAAGGCUGUCACUGGAAUAAUCAGCAGAGAGAACCCAGUAACUAUGCCGUUACUCGAAGUUCUUUCGUCAAUCGCCUCCAUAGUGUGUGCCACUUUGGCUUUGGUUAAGCUGUGGGCAGCUCGACGAGUCACGAUGCUUUCCUGCGGAGUGAGCGCCCACUCCCUGGUCCUGGACGCGAUCGGAUCGCUGUUAAGUGCAUUUUGCGCUUUGGCCGCUUUAAUCGGAGCGGUCGCAUAUCACCAGCGACGCACGCUUUGGUUUCUGGAUUCCACAAUGACAUCUUUUGCUGGGCUGGUCAUGGUUGCAAUAGGCGGGAGGUAAACGGUAUAGAGUUCUGUACCAGCACGUGAUACAUUAAAGUAACAUAGUCCGUCGGAACCCAUUACCAGGUGUAGAUAUGCAAUCGUUUGAGUCCCCGUGAAGAGGAGAUCCUAGUAGCACAGAGAUAGUAGACAAAUCUACCAUCUAUGUACCGUUCGAAUUUGUAACAUGGAAAGCUGUACCGUAAUGCUAGAACCUGACUUGACAAUGAAAUCGUUGAUGAUCGUACAAAUAAAAUACGUGAAUACAAAUUAUCUAGCAUAAUUGUUCCUAUAUUUAAUUAUAUAGUUGGUACUGUCAAUGGAAAGCGUUUAGCAGAAAAUGAUCAAACCAAACAGAUUACUGAAUUCAGACGGAGCAUGGCCUUAGUGAAGCAGACCACCAUAAUGUAUCGUAAAUAGCGCAGGCUCCGUUCCGUAGCUAUCAAAAUUAGCAUGGUCGUGCCCCGGACUUCAGCUAUGCACUCCGGGCAAAAUUGAUUAAAAUAGGCCAAAAAGAAUAGAUCUGAAUUCAAAAGAAUCGGGCCCUCAAAGUAAGACUGUUUUAAUAACUAUAGGUAAGGUCUUUACAAAGAAGUAUAAUUAAGGAUUCAGACUUGCGCCCUUUUCUACUUCAAGACCCCACCUGGGUGAACUGUGCAAUAGCGUCUCAUCACACAACACUGAAACGUAUACAUUGAUCAUUAGUAUUACUUCGACAAUUACGCCUAUAGAACAUCCAUAUUCUUUUGCCAGAUUCUCUUCAUGCUCUAAGGGAAGACUCAGAAUUGUCAAGCAAGAACGUUAUAUAUAUAUAUAUAUACGCGUUUUAGUCGCAGUUUCUAGUAAUUUUUUUUAAGUUGAGGGUUAAGUCGACUAUCAAUGUUUCUCAUAAAUCUCGACAAAAGGUCUCUGAUGUUUAGGCGUUAAUUUUUCAAAAAAUAAAAAAAAGGUAAUUACAAAACCUAUUUAGUCGCAUAGUAGUUAUUGUGUCUUAGAAUUUUAUUUUAUGAUAUUCAGCUGUUUUCACUUUGGUAAUGGUAGCCCUAAGUAUUAGGUAAGCUCUUAAGCAAUUUAAUGCUUUUUGUUUUAGAUGACUCAAACCUUGACUAUUUUUUUUUAUUAUUCCUCCGCGUGCCUGCUAUUACUUCUAGCUUACCGCGCAUCCAUAUUAUUGCUUCUUCAAAUCCACGUCAUCACUUAGUAUCAACCAAUUACCAUAUCACUAGAUCAGAUAAUUUCAGAACGGCUUGUAUAAUAUGCUUGUUAAAAUGUUACUUUGCUAUGUCUGCCCUCUUGUGUGCCGUCCUACGCUCGCAAGAAAACCAUGAGUUUUCUGUAGAAGUGUAGAACUGUAGAAAUGUCCUUCUGGGCCAUUCUGGAAAGCAAGAUCUUAAUAUUCACACCGCAUAGGCCACACAAUUUGGGCCACACGAAACAUUUCAUUUCACUUUUUUUUUUUUAUUAUCAUAGUAAUAGAUAUGACAGUAAUAAAAAUAAUUAUACAAUACAAAUUAUAUCGUAUACAUCGCGUUAAACGCUAAUAGUACACGUUUCUGCGUCGGAGCCGCAAACUACACUGCAUAAAUAUAUAAUAGUUGUGAAUACUACUUGUUUCGUUCCUAUUGCUGCCUUCGUCUGUUGGCUGUGUCACCGUUAGUCGCCUAAUUCGACAUAUGAAAAGGUUUCACAGUUACUGUUAGGUGCCAGGCGUAUUUUAUUCCUUGUUGACCUCAUCACCCACUGUAUGAUUCGUCGCUGCAACAAUCCAACAUGACAACGAGUUUUAACGAAUGACCUCCUACAGUGCUAAAGCUUCCCUCGUUCUACAAGGUCCAUACCGUGAGACCCACGCACCAUAUAUAUCAGCAAACAACAUGCACAAGCACAUAUUGAUGCGGGUGUGUGUCGUGGCCGGCAGUGCCCACCAUCAGCUUACUACUACCGUGGCGGAGCCACCGGGAUACCCCUAGGCCCUCGGCUGAAGAACAGAGACAUACAUUUUGCUGCUUGUUUGCAGGGGUGCUAAUGCCUGUAAGGUCUCGUGGGGUUACGGCAGCAUAUUUAGCCACAAAAAUUGCAAUAUAUAAAUUUUAGCUUUACUUGGUUGAUACGUACUUAUAUGUCUAUCGUCAGUCGCAUUGUGCAGCAGGACUACUUACCUGGUUUUUCUCAUUUAUCUUGUGUGCCAUUAGGCGAACGAAGCAGAGUAUGAGAACAUAAUGUUACGGCACAUUUUUUGUGUUAUUUGAGGUUUCCCGUGUCUUUAACAAACUUUCAGAAGUAUGUACAACGUAAAAAAUGCGCAUUAGGUAGCUUAUUUUUGUAUCUAGGCCAAUUGUUCAAUAGUUCGCUUCAUUUUAAAUUUUCCCUGUGGUAAAAAAAAAAUGUCUACUUCUUAAUUUAACUUAAGCCAUUGUUUACGAAUCGAAGACACACACUACAAUGAUUUCUGCCGAAUACACAGGAAAUUCUCAACAGGUUUCGCAAUCUCCGAGAAGCUCCAAUAUCUUUCAAGUGUUUUUGUUAGAUGUUCUUAGGUUUUUUUUAAAAUGUUUCUAUAAUUCUCAGUUUAAAAAAACAGCUCAUAUAUUUACACAGGUUACGUACUAUUUAAGUAUCAGUUUUCAAUGUAUAGAUUAAAAUAAAGUAGCAUCCCUUGUUUUGUGACGUGAACGACAGCCAAAACGUA